This is a messenger RNA of Trichoderma harzianum CBS 226.95, 617 nucleotides long. RefSeq lists its product as hypothetical. Lineage: Eukaryota; Fungi; Ascomycota; Sordariomycetes; Hypocreales; Hypocreaceae. Bases 165 to 506 code for a protein of 113 amino acids. The transcript has a single exon. The record is from RefSeq and is a predicted model, not a curated record.
GAAUCAACUGCUUACAAUGCGAUUGAUGCGCUGCCAUGCUGGACAGUGGAAUGGGGAGCGAGUGUGUUUCAACCAAGCAGAAACACUGAGCUCUUAUUAGAGGGCAUACACAUUGAUGGACAGGUACGUACAGUGUACAUCGGCCGUAGUGCGCUCUACAGCACAUGCUGCCGUACUGCCGAGCGUGGGGCCGCUUUUGGCGCAGGAACCAGGCCAGUCGUCAUUGGCGCACGGUCCACUGGAUUCCACCGAGGCCGCUAACCUUCCAGCGGCCCACAGGGCUCGAGCGUCCAAAAGCUUCCCGAGAGUUGCGCUGUGUCUGGCUUGAGCUCCGAACUUGGACCUUUCCUGCUGUGCAGAACCAAAACUUUCUCAUCCAUUCCCAAAACCUCGCGAGGUUGCGCAAGGGCUUUGGAACCCCCCGCGAGGCAUCGACAUCGGCCCUGACGGACGAGCUUCUCUUUUUCAUUCUCACUCUUCUGCUUCUUCUAUUUCUUGGUCAUUGAUUCCUUCGGCUAUUCGACAUCGUCAUCGCGUUUCUGGCGACAUCAUACGCUACGACAGUCCGCCCGCGACCGUCAGCAGCCAGUGACUGCGGGUCCUCUUUUUUCAAUCGC